CCUGGAAAUGCUGACGCUUCGUGGUUUCUCUUAUUUCUUAUCUUCGUUUCCUUUCCUCGGUUUUCUCGCAUUCUUCAGUCGAUCUUUGCAGAUAUAAGCACAAGUUUCACUUUCAGAGCUGUGCACAUCUUCUUCCUGCCUGAAGUUUGAGUUUUUAAAGUAGAUAUGGCGGCUGAGCUCGUCAAUUCAGCAACAAGCGAUAAACUUACAGAAAUGGAUUGGAUGAAGAACAUUGAAAUCUGCGAACUAGUCGCAUGUGAUCAAGGGAAAGCCAAAGAUGCCAUUAAAGCUAUUAAGAAACGAUUGGGGAAUAAAAACGCAAGUAUUCAGCUUUUUGCUGUACUGUUAUUGGAGAUGUUAAUGAAUAAUUGUGGAGAACAUAUUCACAGGCAGGUGAUAAGUAAUGGACUUCUUCCGAUAAUGGUGAAGAUAGUGAAGAAGAAGUCAGGUCUUCCUGUACGAGAGAAGAUAUUUCUACUUUUAGAUGCGAUGCAGACAUCCCUUGGUGGUGCUUCUGGAAAGUUUCCUCAAUAUUAUGCUGCAUAUUAUGAUUUGGUGAGUGCUGGUGUACAGUUUCCUCAAAGGUCUCCUGCUGUUGCUUCAGGUCAUUCUGUGCUGGAGGACACCAAAAGGAGUUUACGUGGAGCUGGAGAGAAAUCUGUCCCUCCAAAAUCCGAAAGGGAUGUUCAGCCAGAAAAUCCUCAGAUUGUGCCUGAAUCUAGCAUUAUUCAGAAGGCCAGUGUUGCCCUGGAGGUUUUGCGAGAAGUAUUGGAUGCAAUUGACAUGCAACAUCCUGAGGGAGCAAAAGAUGAAUUCACUCUGGAUCUUGUGGAGCAAUGUUCAUUUCAAAAACAACGAGUAAUGCAUCUUGUGAUGACAUCUCGGGAUGAAAGGGUAAUUUCUCAAGCAAUUGAAUUAAAUGAGAAUCUGCACAAGGUACUUGCCAGACAUGAUGUUCUUCUAUCAGUCAAGGCUGCCUCCACUGCUAUUCAUUGUGACCAUGAAGAAUUGGAGGAAGAGGAGGCUGAAAGGCUUUUCCGAAGAAUCCAAAAGGGGAAAGCAUGUGCAAAGGACGAAGAGGAAGAUCACUUGGAUCGACCACCGAGUCUACUUGGAUCUAUUCAUGCAGAAAGGCUGCACCGUCCACUUAUACGACCGUUAAAUGUAGAACCACAAGUAUCCAAUAUUUCACCUGCGGUUGUCAUUCCUCCCCCACCGGCCAAACAUGUUGAGAGGGAGAGAUUCUUUCAGGAGAAAAGGGUGGAUGGUUCAGCAUUAGCAGGUCACAUGAGGGGUCUCUCAUUCCAUAGUCGCAAUCCUAGCAGUUCAAACAGUGGAAGUAUUGAUUACAGUGACUGAAGCCUGCUUGCAUUUGUCUUUCUUGAAUGGCUGUUAGGAUUGGUAUGUGGAACAGUCAAGGUUGUACUCUGUGUGAGGCCUGCCUUAAUGACCUUGCAGGUGGGGUUGUUUCUCAAAGUUGAUGUUCUCAAAUUCUUCUGCUCUGCUCAUUUGGUGCAUUGUUUUGCUCAUGUGUUACACCAGAGAUUGCUCGGAGUCUAGUGUUGCUGGGUAUUUUUA
Telopea speciosissima is the source of this 1578-nucleotide messenger RNA. Its product is annotated as TOM1-like protein 5. NCBI's taxonomy places the organism in Eukaryota, Viridiplantae, Streptophyta, Magnoliopsida, Proteales, Proteaceae. Gene Ontology annotation, molecular function: ubiquitin binding; phosphatidylinositol binding. The transcript has 10 exons. Gene Ontology annotation, biological process: protein transport to vacuole involved in ubiquitin-dependent protein catabolic process via the multivesicular body sorting pathway. Bases 166 to 1359 code for a protein of 397 amino acids. The record is from RefSeq and is a predicted model, not a curated record.